Messenger RNA from Pocillopora damicornis (cauliflower coral), 2236 nucleotides. RefSeq names its product F-box and leucine-rich repeat protein 13. Gene Ontology annotation, biological process: positive regulation of protein ubiquitination. The record is from RefSeq and is a predicted model, not a curated record. Lineage: Eukaryota; Metazoa; Cnidaria; Anthozoa; Scleractinia; Pocilloporidae. Gene Ontology annotation, molecular function: protein binding.
AAGCAAAGAAGACAAAACUGUUAUUGUGGAUGUAAUACUCUCUUGAAACCAUAACACACAAACAAGGGUUUUCAUAAUUGUUAAAGAAUGCGAAUACAAAUAGAUCAGAAUUUAUAAAAAAAAAAAGUUCCAUUUGUGUUAAUACUUAAUACCAAACGAAAUAAAGCGGUCAAACGUUUUCACAUGCAAAAUGCGCAAACGUUGUAAUGACGUGCUUUCAGUCUGUAAGAACCAAGUCGGCGCGUGGCCGACCAAAGUUGAUCCCCUUGCGCAUGCCCUACGUUUGACCGCUGUGUUACCAAGCGGGCUCAUGUUGAUGGACAAAAGCAUGCAAAAAAAAACUGGAGCAAACAAAACAAAUUAUAAUGAUAGUAGUGAAUGUUAAGCAAAGGUAUCGACGACGGGAGCGAACUAAAUUUUUCCUAUGAAUGUGGCUCUCGUGGAAAAAUUGACAACCGCUUUUCCCAGACUAAUUUUAAAUUAAGAAUUCUUAAUUUGUGACGAUGCCUUCCAUUUAAAACAGUUCUAUUAUGACGUGUUUAAACUCUGUGAAAAUAUAGCGGGAAAGUAAACAAACGCUUAAGUCACAUUGCAAUUCACAAUCAUGGCCUUUUUUGAAUAACCCAAAAAAAAAAUGAACAAUGCACAUUCAUGAUUUUCCUGAUACAACACUGCUUGUAAUAUUCAGCUUCCUCUGCGAGGCAGACUUGUGUCGAGUCGCGCGGACGUGCAGAGGUUGGAGAGCUAUUGCUUACGACAGCUCUUUGUGGAGAUGUGUAAAUCUUAAACGUUUCCACAAGCUUAACGAAUUCAGCCUCAUCAAGCUCAUUCGAAAUCGAAUGGUACCGAUGCUCUUCAAGAUCAACCUUGGAGGUUUCACUCUGUCUCCGAGAGUUUUCCAAGUUCUGGCCAUGCACUGCAAACAACUAAGAGUGCUAUGUUUAGGAUCUGUGUCCUUUGAAGAAGAUUUCACGGUCAGCGACGAGUCCUUUCCAGGGAAUUUAACAAAGCUGGAUAUUCGGCACAGCUCGGGACAUCCAACUGCAUUCAAAGUUAUCACCCAGAACGUGCAGCAAGUGCAGUGCCUAGGCCUCAGCGAUUCUAUUUUUGGAGUUAUCGAUACUGAAGGCGAGAAACUAAGAUUCUUCGCUUCUUUGAAGGAAGUUAGAAUAUUAGAGUUUAGUUACUGUAAUUCACUGACAGAUACAAUAGUCCAGUUUAUCGCGGAAAAUUGUCCGAAUCUUCGAUCACUGUGUCUCCGGAGAUGCCACAAUAUUCGAGGAGAAAGUCUGUCGGAGUUAAUCGAUUGCUGCUCGUCGCUGACAUCGUUAGUACUCGACGGUACGAGCGUCUCCGACAAUGAAGUUCAAGCGGUUUCCUGGGAGAAUUCGAUGAUAACCGAAGUAGAUCUGUCGUGGUGUCGGCAUCUGAGCAAAGUAGGUCUUAAAUCGAUACUGACUCGUUGCCACCUCCUGCGAUUCGUGCGGUUGUGCUGCUGUGGUUAUGGCCACGCAAUCACCGAUGAGGUACUUCACGCAAUGACUGAGUGUCGCUACCGUUCACUUCAAGUCUUAGAUUUGAGCUACAGCAGCGAAGUCACAAACUGUGCCCUUGGAAGGUUUGUAGCUAGCUGUUCUUCGUUGCAAUAUUUGAGGGUAUACCACUGUCAGAAGAUUACAUCCACACUGGUAAACCUCAUUCCCAGCGCGUCAAACGUUUUUGUGGUUGCGAACUUUCAGUUGCAAAGAGGAGGUCUCGCAACAAGCGCUACCUCGGAGGGGCCCUCGACACUUUUGUCAGCGACGCCAGUAAACUACUCGCGAAGAGAAAGCCUAGACAUGAGUCUGCGGCAGGACUGAAUGGUUCUCUCAGAGAUAAUAACCAUGGUCGCCUUGUUCCAGUGUGAAGCCCGUUCAGAUUUAACAGCUGUGUUGAAGAAGAGGGAGGUGUGGAAGAGACUGAUGGCAUCUCUUAUAUCACUGAGCGCUUUACCAGGUAAAGCUCAGUGGGCCAGAUUAACAUAAAAUAUCUUGUAAUUAUUGGACUUAAAUUCUUAACAAGAACACUUCCGAAAAAAGUGUUCAGUUUUCAUGCGUUUGCUCCGGCAAUAUUUCUAGUUUUUUAAUUGAGCAUCUUCCAGCGGAAAGAACAACGAAAACCCAGUUAGAAAUUAUUUGAAAAGAUCAUCUUCACUGGAUUGAAAAAAGCAUUUCGGUGACCAAAAACGUAUUUCAGU